This is a messenger RNA of Odocoileus virginianus texanus, 2629 nucleotides long. It is a transcript of the gene SMCO1, whose product is annotated as single-pass membrane protein with coiled-coil domains 1. Lineage: Eukaryota; Metazoa; Chordata; Mammalia; Artiodactyla; Cervidae. The record is from RefSeq and is a predicted model, not a curated record.
ACCUGUGUUCACACGAUCAGUUCUUUGGAACUAUAUCUGGAUGUACAAGCUAUUAAAAGCUUCUUGUACUGAGUGACCUUUCAGGCAGAAUUUAGAUCGAAUACUCACACUGCUGCUGCCUGUUGCUGAGUGGAUAGCAGCAGAAAACCCUGGAUUCAAACCUCUGUGGGGCUUUUGUUUUGCUUGUUUUGUUUCUUUUCAUUUUGCCUUAAGAAGAUGAACAAUGAAACCACAACCCUGAUAUCCUUGAAGGAGGCAAUGAAAAGAAUAGACCACAAACUCCAAGCUUUAGAAGCACACUUUAAAGAACUGGACUUCAUCAAGGAUAAUCUGACACAGAAAUUUGAAGAUCAUAGCAAGACUUUGGCAAACCAGGGAGCCCAAGAUGAGCUAUGGACAGCAGUUCUGUCACUCAAGUUCACUUCAAUGGAACUGAAUAUUUUAUACAGCUACGUCAUUGAAGUACUUGUCCACUUGCACACUCGCGUGCUUGAGAAGCUGCCAGAUCUGGUGAGAAGUCUUCCCACCUUAGCCUCCAUCCUUAGACAAAAAGUCAAGAACAAGCGCAUCAGAGUUGUAUGGGAGUCUGUUCUGCAGGAGUAUGGGUUGCAAGAAGGAGAUAUCACAGCACUGUGUAUCUUCUUUGUAGCACAUGGUAACAAGGCAGAACACUACAUUGCUAAAGUAAGGCAGAUGUAUAUAAGAGAUAUCAAUUUCAUGAUCUCUAAUAUGGUAAAGAACCAGGCUCUGCAGGAUGGUUUGCUGAAGGCUAUUCAGGUCAUUGAGAAGGGGAAAGCAGAGACGGCCCCCAAAGAGAAAAAGUCACCCCUAAAAGAGUUGAUACCACCAGUCAAAAGCUAAUCUGUUACACUGGUCUCAGAGAUUCCAUGUCUAGUAUAAUUUAUCUUGCAAAUGGGAAGCAAUACAUAUAUACAAGUUAUUACAAGCUUAUUUUUAUAGCAAAAGUGAGAAGAGUGUUAAAUUAUAAUACAUUGAUACAAUGGAUACCUUCUGUGUAGCAAUAUAAGAGAAUGAAAAAGCUUUCAUGUAACUGUAUAGUAACACAGAGUAAUCACCAAGAUGUGUUUUAAAAUAUUUCCAACAUUAUUGCUCAAUGGAAAAAAAAAGGGCAAAAACAAAUACAUAGGCUACUAUAUCUAUAAACUUCUGGAGAAAUACAUUAAAAAGUGGUAACAUUGGUUGUUUUAGGAAAGAAAACUAAUUUGAGGCUAGGGAUCAAAGGUAGGAAGAAGUCUUUUCACUGUUAAUUCAUUUUGUACUUUAUGAAUUUUGAAACAUGUGAAUGUAUGAUGUAGUAAAGCAAAAAAAAAAAAAUCUACUAUAUUUUGUAUGUUGAUGUGCAUUUUCUCUCUGGUACAGUUCCAUAGGUUAUUUUAUACUAGAAAGGGAAUUCCCACACAGUGAUCAUAUAUUUUAUACUCUUUUUUGAACAAAUGCCAUGCAAUAUGUAGUGUCAAUAAUAGAAACAUUUUAAAAUGUGGAUCCUGCCCUACAGGCAAAAGUUACUUUAUUUGGAAGGUACAAAUUCAGGACAACCAGAAUGAGUAACACCUUGGAGGGAAGUUAGAUAGAGAAGGAUGAGAAGUAAUACAAGAUGUGUUAUCUUGCUGAUUCCUCCUUGAAAAUAGGUUGGUUGCCAGAUAUAUGCACUCAAGUCUUAUCCUUCUCCAGACACAUUGUUUAGAGAAACCGUGCCACAAAAGAGAGAAAGACUGGAACUGUGUUUUGGAAGUGUUACUAAACCAAACUUGGGUCUGCAACAAAGCCAAUCUACUGACAUGAGGUUGUGUUAAGGGAAAGUACAAAAAAAUAAAAUAAAAUAAAAUAAAAAGUAGUACAGCAUUUAUUGCAGGGCACCAAAUAAAGAGAACAGGCAGCUUGGGCUUGAACAGACAGCAUUACCAAGUCCCAGCUGGUUCUACUCACUGACCAAGAAGAUGGCAAACUAAUGUCUCAAAAUAACCAUCCUAUCUGGGUCUGGAUGCCAGGUUCUUUUAUAGAACGUGUAGGUGGAGGGGCUGGGGUGAGGAAGAGAAGUAAAAAGCCCCUUCAUCUUGCAAAUAUCUCCUAGAAUGGCAAGCCUGGGGGAAGGGAUGUGUCGAUUUCUUCCUGUAGCCAUCCCCAGGUGAACAGGGUCCUGAACAAAGGUCCUGAUUUAACAGUCAGGCAGAGGGGCAAGGUUCCCUGAGGCAGGCCAUCAUGUAUGAACAGUACAGAAUGGUACUACAGAAAGGAAGGCUGAGGAGUAUGGAGGGGAGAAUUUUCAAGUUACCGCUCGGCUCUUAGUUUGUUUUGAGGUUUCCCUUUUUCCGCCCAGAGACCAAUCUUGCGACACUGCCCGGUUUCCGCAGUCCCCGGGAGCAGGAAUCACGCGGGAAAAUUAGAGCCACAACGACCCGAGGGAGGCGGUGGCUCACCAGUAAAAGAACCCGGCAAUGCAGGCGCCGCAGGAGACGGGGGUUCCAUCCCUGGUUUGGGAAGAUCACCUGGAGAAGGGCAUGACAACCCACUCCAGUAUUCUGGCCUCAAGAAUCCCAUAGACAGAGGAAUCUUCCGGGCCACAGACGAUAGUGUCGCAGAGUUCAAAAGAACUGGACCAACUUAGCAC